Messenger RNA from Anopheles stephensi (Asian malaria mosquito), 1694 nucleotides. Its product is annotated as glutaryl-CoA dehydrogenase, mitochondrial. NCBI's taxonomy places the organism in Eukaryota, Metazoa, Arthropoda, Insecta, Diptera, Culicidae. Gene Ontology annotation, biological process: fatty-acyl-CoA biosynthetic process; fatty acid beta-oxidation using acyl-CoA dehydrogenase. The record is from RefSeq and is a predicted model, not a curated record. Gene Ontology annotation, cellular component: mitochondrial inner membrane. The transcript is spliced from 5 exons. Gene Ontology annotation, molecular function: flavin adenine dinucleotide binding; glutaryl-CoA dehydrogenase activity; fatty-acyl-CoA binding. The coding region runs from base 331 to 1617 and encodes 428 amino acids.
GUGGAGACCCCUGCUAUAGAAGAACGCGCAGUACCGAUGCAAGCAAAAGAUAGCGCAAAGCAACCACUUGAAUGCCCAACAUACAAUUCUCUCGCUGCCGGACGGAUGUGGCGGAUCGCUCCCGCUACUAUGUUGGUCUAGGUUCACUUGACGUCGCCAGUGUCAGUGUUUCGCGAGCUUCGUGCCAAAAAGGAAUUCUUCAACAGUGAUCUCGCUGUUGGUGAUCAGCGGGCGAAGCAACAAUCUACGCACCACCAACUCGUGUUCUCACACACUGCCGUGACCUCACCGUAGCAGGACCGACGUCAACGCGUAUCAACACCAGCAAGAAUGGCUUUAAGAUUAUUGUUUGGUAGCAAAAUUGCACAACUGCAGCCAAUCGUCACUGGCCGAGGGAUCUUUGCACGAUCCUGCCGAGCGGCGUCAACUGAUAAGGGUCCCACCUUCGACUGGGAGGAUCCACUGAAUCUGGAAUCACAGCUGAAGGAGGAUGAAAUUGCGAUCCGCGAUUCGUUCCGGGCGUACUGCGAGGACAAGCUGCUGUCCCGUGUGAUUGAAGCGAACCGGCAUGAGGUGUUCCACAAGGAGAUCAUGCCGGAGCUCGGUUCGUUCGGUGUGCUGGGUUGCACGAUCAAGGGUUACGGAUGUGCCGGCGUUAGCAACGUCGCGUACGGACUGUUGACACGCGAGGUGGAACGGAUCGAUUCCGGGUACCGGUCCGCGUUUAGCGUACAGAGCUCCCUGUGUAUGGGCGCCAUCAACGAUUACGGCAGUGAUGCGCAGAAGGAAAAGUAUUUGCCCCGAAUGGCACGGGGAGAAAUUAUCGGAUGUUUCGGACUGACCGAACCAAACCAUGGCAGUGAUCCGUCCUCGAUGGAAACACGGGCCGUGCACGAUCCGAAGACGAAAACGUACGUACUAACCGGAAGCAAAACGUGGAUUACAAACUCCCCGAUCGCAGACCUGUGUAUCGUGUGGGGCAAAACGGAAGAUGGCAAGGUGCGGGGGUUCAUCGUGGAUCGGUCGGAAAGCGGGGAAGGUUUGGCAACGCCGCGAAUCGAAGGCAAGUUCUCGCUGCGUGCCUCCGCGACGGGUAUGAUUCUGAUGGAUGAGGUGCGCAUUCCCGAGGACAAUCUGCUGCCGAACGUGAGUGGUAUGCGGGGACCGUUCGGAUGUUUGAACAACGCCCGGUACGGUAUUGCCUGGGGUGCGCUCGGUGCAGCAGAAUCGUGUCUGAAGGUGGCCCGAGGAUACACGCUAGAUCGCAAGCAGUUCAAGAAGCCGCUCGCCGCGAAUCAGCUGAUGCAGAAAAAGAUGGCAGACAUGCUGACGGAGAUCAGUCUUGGGUUGUCGGCCUGCUUGCACGUGGGACGACUAAAGGACCAAAAGCUACACACACCGGAGAUGAUUUCAAUGCUGAAGCGUAACAAUGCUGGCAAAGCGCUGGAAAUUGCCCGUGUUGCGCGCGACAUGCUCGGUGGAAAUGGUAUCGCCGAUGAGUACCACAUCAUCCGGCACGUGAUGAAUCUGGAAGCGGUCAACACUUACGAAGGUACUCACGAUAUUCAUGCCCUUAUUCUUGGACGCGCUAUCACCGGAUUGCAGGCAUUUGCUUAGGACAAUUAGAAUGCACCACUCGACCGGACUAGCAUUUGCGCGAUUUGCUUGUAAAUAAAAACGUAUCUUGUACAUCA